AUGGUUGACGAGAAUGCGGGAACGCUGCUGAGGAAGGGCAGCAAGAGACAGAGGGUCUUGAAGUUCUUCAGGUCCUGGAAGCAAAAGCAAUCACAGCGACACGACCAAGUAGCUGCACCCAUACCGCCCAAGCAAGACAAGCCGACCCCACAGUCCCCGCCCGAGCAAACACACCAUGUAGAAACUCAAGAGCAAUCGAGCAGCCCAGUCGACCAUGGCAGCACCAUGUCUCCUGUCCAAGAGGCAGAGCAGGAUCGCGUCCCAACACCGCCGCAAGAAACCAUGGAAGACAAGGUCGAACCCCUCACUGAAGGCCAGCUCCGUACCCUCUUCGCCGGAGCUCCUCAGUUUGGUGUCACAAAGACAGACAGCCGCUACAUACCAACAGUCUCCUACCCUUGGAACAUUGACACUGCUCCAAAAGAAGCAACCGACACAGUGCCUCUAGUCGAGCCUGCCUUUUCAGCUGCGACCCUACACGAGCAUCCGUCCAAGACCCGGCCGCUACCAGACACUUCGAAACAGUACAACGGAUAUCGAGUAGAUGUGGUGGAAAUACCAAGCAUGCUUAGUGCUCAGGGUGUCGAACCGGGCACUAUUGGCUUCUCACAUUUCCUCGAGUUGCCCAAGUCUGACACUCUCGCCAAUGAAUUGGAACAAUCUCAAUCAAGCAAGGACUCUUUCGAGUCAGUCAAGAACAAGGAAGCACUGCAAACAUCUCCUGAGCGUCUGGGUAUCCGUCCGGUCGAAUUGAGCUUAAUAUACGACCGCUUGAUAGAAUUUCAGGACAUGUACGAAGCCUUCCAAGAUAGUCCCGAGCCCAUGACCAUUCUGAACAACCAGAGCGCUGGAGAUCUCUACGCAAAUCUGUUCACCAAGUUCCUUACGCCACCGGGUUACGAUGACUCUACGGAUGACCCCACUGGGUUGCAGACGCAAAUCGUUGCCCUGCUCAGGGUCUUGGGGCUGAAGGGUGUCUGGUAUGACUUCAGUCUCGUCGAGUGGAGGAUAAGACUUGGGCAAUUAUUGUGGAGUGAGCCUGAGCCAACAUCCGAACACGAAACUCAGCCAAUGUGGACGGAGCGGGAGAUUCUGUUGCUGCAAAUCACCUUGGCAUGUGAGCUCUUGCUCCGACUAGAUGCCUUCACCAAUGCCGAUGCGGCCGACGCCCAGGUCCGGCUUCAGAUUGACGCAAAGGACAUCGAAGGAUUUCUCAAAAUCAAGACGAAAAAAGUUGAUUGGGAUUUGGUUCUAGCGCGGAGGUUUCUCGACAACAUUGUCAUCAUGAGGGGCAGCGAUGCACCAGUUUCACCGAAACCCAAAUUGCGCGGACUGCUGUCGCUGCUAGGUCAAGGCGCCCACGUAGAGAUACCGCAGUCAGACCUUGUCGUACUUCCACAACAUCAAUCCCAGCAACUUUCUGGGCUGCUUCACUUCGCCAAGACACUUCAGUGGCCCAACAUUGACGCAGUCUCGACAGAUCUGGCCCGGAAGCUUGGUGAGCAAGACAAGGCGGAGGACGCCACACCAUCAUCACCCAGUGGAAGAUUGCCUGACUCGUCCACUCCGUCUGGUAUCAGCGUGUACGGAACGCCGUUGCAAACACCACUCGCCUCUGGUCAUCAGCUAGACAGUUACUUUGGCCAUGUUGGGAAGCCUGCCCUGAACCGCAACAACUCUCGCGCAUUGCGCAUGCCACUGUCCCCCAUCUCUACAGUCCCCGAGAACUAUGCCAAUUCCAACUUUAACAUUGGAGGAUGGCUCAGUCGGUCAUAUCUAACUGGUCUUAUCCUUCCCGGAGAAGCGAUCUCACACUUCCUCGUAUCGACACUGCUUGAGAAUGACAGCACUGCUAUUGCCAACCUGGGAGAAUCGGCAAAUCUGUACGGUGGGUUUACCUUUGGUGAGAGAACAUUCUGGAGCAAAACUUCUGUCGUGGGGCGUAUCCUAGCCUGUGUCAAAGGCUCCACGGAGUGCAUGGGCUGGAUCUCAUGUCCAAAGGUACCCGACAGCCCCAGCGAGCGUUGGUACUCGAUUCACAGCGAAGUCCUUCCUCACGAAAACCGCUUGCGAGUAAGAGAUGGCUUGGACGUAGUCGCUCAAGAGUCAGCUACUGUGCCUGUUGGUGCUCUGACUUCAACAAAAUCGGAGGACUUUGUGCUCCCUCAAGAUCUUGACUCGUCUCCGACUUCUUCCAUCGCCUUCUUGCAGUGGGAACUGGUUCCAAUCAAUACGGACCUCAUCGAUGGUGACAGCUUGACAGGGCCACCAACUGACAGCGAUAUCCAUGCUCCGUCGAUGACUUUUGUCUCUGGAGUAGUGAGCCACACUCUCACUCUGGCAUACGAUGUCCAAUUUAUCACUUCUUUCCCCUGUACCACUGCAGCAUCUGCACCUCCGUCGUUGACUCAUCGCCCCAAGGUCAUGAGACGUUCGGUUACCGGAAAUAUUUCGCGAUCUUCUUCAAAACACAGCGUGACAUUAUCACGCCGCAACAGCCAUGGCUUCGAGCCACUCCUAUCCCAUCCUCCAGACGCUGCAGAUAUUACACCGAAGCGCAUGUACGAGCCACCUACUGGACCAGAAGCCGAAACGCUCGCAACAAACAGCAAGCCCAUGAACGCGCAUCCUCUGCAUAAGUCAUAUACCUACAAGAUGGUACCAGUCACUGAUAUCCUUGAUCCUGACUUCCUGCUGCCAUUCGAGCUUCACACGUCCAAGUCUACGGAGCGUUUGCUCGAUCUUUCACGAAGCAACGACAGCGAAACAGAAGAGAUGAUCAAGAAUAGUAAGAAAUCCGUGCUCGUACUUGAUGCUCGGACUUCAUCAGAUCUUCAGUUGCUCGCACGAGCCUGGUGUGCGGAGAAGGGCCUGCACGCGAUCGUGAGCAAUGUAGGACGCACUUGUUUGGGUUGCUCCAUUCGAGAAGCUAGAGGCUUGGGUAUCAACAUCGUAAUCCGGGUGUAG
This is a messenger RNA of Alternaria postmessia, 2967 nucleotides long. RefSeq lists its product as uncharacterized. The record is from RefSeq and is a predicted model, not a curated record. The coding region runs from base 1 to 2967 and encodes 988 amino acids. The transcript has 2 exons. NCBI's taxonomy places the organism in Eukaryota, Fungi, Ascomycota, Dothideomycetes, Pleosporales, Pleosporaceae.